AUGGCGCUUGAGUCGCUGCUCGGCAGCGGGCUUUCAUGGUUAUCCUGGUGGGACGGACGCCUCACCGCCGCGACCGCGAUUGUGUUGCUGCCGCUCGUUCUCACAUACGCCCUCACAUACCUCAAGGCCAGCUGGAUUCGAAAUGCCGGCAACAAAUCCGCUGAGCCCCCGCAGGUGCCCUAUGCCGUGCCCAUCGUGGGCAAUACGCUCCAGUUCGCCUACGACACUGAAGGGUUUCUGACCCGGACGCUGAGACGCUUCAAAGACGUGCCCUUCACCCUCAAGGUCGGGCUGGAGAAGAUGUACUACAUCCCCUACGGAGAGCCGGUGCAGGCCAUGUUCAAGCACCGCGACUUGUCGUCCAAGCCCAUCAUCAUAGUCGCCAUGCGCGACCAGUUUGGCAUGCCGCCCGAGGACCUUGCCAUCUUUGAGCGCGACGGCUCCGGCGGCAACCCGAAGCCGCUCCCGGGCUGGGAGCACAUGCCCCCCGAACACCGCAUCUUCCACAACCAGCACCGCGACCUCCACAACUUUCUGAACGGGGCUUCGCUAGACGGCAUGACCACGCGCUUCAUCGCCACCUACACGGCCCGGCUGCGUACGACGCCGCUGGUCGGGGACGAGUGGACCGAGCUGCCGGACCUGUUCGGCUUCCUGCGCAACGAGAUGUUCCACGCCGCCUGCACCGCGUUGGUCGGCGAGCGCAUCUUUGAGCUGUGCCCAGACUUUGCCGCCCAGUUCUGGGACUUUGACCGCCACGCCAUUACCUACUUGCGCCGGACGCCGCGCUGGAUGGCGCCCCAAGCCUACGCCAUCCGCGACAAGGUGCUGGCAUCGGUCAAGCGGUGGCGUGCAUAUGCCAGGGAGCAGGUUGACCCAGCGGACCCGGCUCUCGCCGAUGUCGAAUAUGAGCCCGUCUGGGGCGCCCGUCUCCUGCGCGCGCGCGCUCGCAUGUUUGACGAUGCCGGCGCGUCGCCCGACGGCGCCGCCAGCAUGGACCUUGGGCUGCUCUGGGCCGCCAACGCCAACGUGAUCCCGGCAACGGGCUGGGCACUGCUCAACGUGUUGCUGGACCGGGACCUCACGGAGCGGGCGCUGGCCGAGGUGCGCGAGUGUUAUAACAAGGAGACAGGCGCGUUCGACGUGCCGGCGCUGUGUAGCCGGCCGCUCCUGAACGGCAUCUACCUCGAGUCGCUGCGGUACAGCGUCGCCACCACGUCGGCCCGCAACCCCGUCACGCCCGACUUUGAGCUGCUCGGCGGGUGGAAGGUGCCGCGCGACGCGCUGAUGCUGUCCAUCAGCUGGUUUGGGGCGCGCGACCGGGACUUUUGGAACACGGGCCGCGUCCUUCCCAACGGCAAGCCCGAGCACCCCGUCGACAGUUUCUGGGCGGAGCGCUUCCUCGAGUACCCGGACGAUCUGGCCAGCGGGCCGGUGCGCAAGCCCGACGAGGCCAUCUACCGUUCGUCGGCGUCGCAAAAGCCGGCGUCGCAAAAGCCGGCGCAGCAGCGGAAAACGCCGCAGGACGACAAGCGGGCAAAGAUUGUCAACCACACGGCCGCCUUGCAAGGGUAUUUCUUCCCUUACGGCGGAGGGCCCCGGAUCUGUCCUGGGCGGCACUUUGCCAAGCAGGAGAUGAUGGCCGCUGUGGCCGUCAUACUGCGCGAGUUUGAGAUUGAGCUGACGGAUCCCGUCUCGACUCGCAACGCCAAACCGGACUUGAGCUCCUUCCCAACGGGUGCCACGACGCCGGACAGGAAGAUCCCCGUUAGGAUAAGGAGGAGGCAGGUCAAUCGCCCAUGGUGA
Molecule: messenger RNA, 1806 nt
Organism: Canariomyces notabilis
Lineage: Eukaryota; Fungi; Ascomycota; Sordariomycetes; Sordariales; Chaetomiaceae
Product: cytochrome P450
Exons: 2
Coding region: 1-1806 (601 amino acids)
Molecular function (GO): iron ion binding; heme binding; oxidoreductase activity, acting on paired donors, with incorporation or reduction of molecular oxygen
Source: RefSeq, a predicted model, not a curated record